GUCGUCGGAGAGUUCGCUUGCACCACUGAUCUGUGGUCCCUGUUGUGUGCUAGUGUGCUAGUGUUGCGGACACAAAAUAACUCUGCUCUACGGCAUAUAUAGAUAUAUGCAGAUAGUAUGGUCCAGUAGUCGUUAUAGCGUGCGGUUUACAGCGACUUGUCGCCGGCGAAGUGACAAAAGCCCAAAACAAGUUUGGCCCGAUUUUCAGCUAGAUCUCGCGAGAGCAUGGCGAAAGCCGGCCGGGCCUAAUUAAAUUAAUAUAGUUUCGAGAGAACGCCGGCAUCCAGCGAUCUCGAGUGUGUGAGUGCUUUAAUUAAAUUCAAUUAAUCAUAAAUAAGUGAGUGCCAACGGAUCCUGUGCUAGUGGCGUGGCUCUCCGGCGCAAUUGUGAUUUAUUGGCCGCAGAGAAGCCGGGCGGAUUCAAGUGAAAUUACGGAAUUACGAAUGCGAAACUUAAUUUUGAUGAGUUCCAAUGAAAGCUGAAUCGAAAAUGUUCCCCCUCGUGCUCCUCGUCCUCUUGGCGCUGCUUUCGCAGAUCGAAGCCUUCAACUUUAUGCCCCGACCCAGCAGUGUGAUAGGCUCGCCGAGCCAUCUGAAGUUCCACCUCAACCAGACGCGGAGCUCCUACUUUGGAUACACGCUCGUCAUCCGUCCAACCAGCAUCAUUGUGGGAGCUCCGCGGGCGCAGUCCACCUUGGAGUCGCAGCGCAGCAUCAACGAGACCGGGGCCAUCUACCGGUGCUCCCUGACGAGCGGAGCCUGCAGUCCGUAUGUCCUGGAUCCCCGGGGCAACGUUGACGCCCCGUUCAGCGAGUACACCUGGGACUCGGAGCGCAAAGACCACCAGUGGCUGGGCGGGUCGAUGGACGGAGGCACCCGGGACACGGAUAAGCUGCUCGUGUGCGCCCCCCGCCUCUACGCGCCCAGUCCGAGGGACUACCACCUGCACGGCGUCUGCUACUGGGUGAACGACACGGUGGCCAGCACCCCGGAGCACGUGACCCGCAUCUCGCCCCUGCGACUCAAGUCGCAGCAGGUGAUCGAGGAGGAGAAGGACACCAAGGCCAGCUUCUUCUACAUCAUGGGCGAACUGGGACUCAGUGCCCACGUGGCGGACGACAACUCCAAGUUCCUGAUCGGAGCGCCGGGCAUCAACACAUGGAAGGGAUCGGUGAUCCUGUACCGGCAGGUGGACCCCGUGGACAACCCCACCGCCAGCAGGCGGGACACGAGCUCGGCGCUCCGGCGCACGAUCCGGGAUGUGGACACCAACGAGUACACGCCGGAGCACUACGCCCCCGAGAUUCCAAGGCCGCUGACCUGGGGCCAGGAGGACGACUCCUACUUCGGCUACGCCGUGAGCUCCGGCCACUUCGACAGCUCCAACCCGACGAAGCUGCUCUACGUGGCCACCGCUCCGCAGGCCAACAAGCAGUCCGGCGAGGCGUACAUCUUCGAUGUCCGCGGAAAGGGCAUCCACAAGUACCACGUCUUCCGGGGUGAGCAGUUCGGCGAGUACUUCGGAUACUCCGUCCUGGCGGAGGACCUCAAUGGAGACGGAAGGACGGACGUGAUCGUGUCCGCACCCCAGCAUGCUCUAGAGGAUUCCCACGACAACGGAGCCAUCUACGUGUUCAUCAACAAUGGCUUCUUCAACUUUGAUCGACAGAUUCUACGUUCGCCUCUGGAAACAAAGGCCCGAUUCGGAACUACUCUUUCGCGACUGGGAGACAUCAACCACGACGGCUAUAAUGACGUGGCAGUGGGAGCUCCUUUUGCCGGCAACGGAUCGGUGUUCAUCUACUUGGGCAGCGAGCGAGGAUUGCGGGAGCAACCGAGUCAGCGAUUGGAUGCUCCUUCCCAGACCAGUUCCAAGUACGGGGAACACAUGUUCGGACACGGCCUCUCCCGCGGAUCGGACAUAGAUGGCAACGGAUUCAACGACUUCGCCAUCGGAGCUCCGAACGCCGAGGCCGUGUACUUGUACCGGGCUUAUCCGGUGGUCAAGGUGCACGCCUCCGUGAAGUCGGAGUCGCGGGAGAUCAAGCCAGAGCAGGAGAAGGUGAAGAUCACCGCCUGCUACAGGUUGGAGACCACUUCCACGUCGAGGGAGGUGCAGCAGCAGGAGCUGGCCAUCCGGAUCGCCAUCGACACGCAGCUCAAACGUGUUAAAUUCGCGCAGACGCAGUCGAAUGAGAUGAGCUUCAAGGCGGACGCGAAUCUCGGGGAGCAAUGCCGCGUCUUCGAGCUCCAGGUACGAUACAGCGAGAAGGACAUUUUCACGCCCAUCGAUCUGGAGAUGCACUACGAGCUGACCAAGAAGGUUCCCGACUCGGACCAAUUCUGCGAAACCUGCGCGAUUGUUGAUCCGAAAGAGCCGAAGGUUUCCACACAGAAGAUCAUCUUCAGCACGGGAUGUGCCACCGAUGUUUGCACCGCUGAUCUGCAGUUGAGGAGCAAGAAUGUGAGCCCCACUUAUAUUUUGGGCAGUGCCGAUACUCUGCGCCUGAACUACGAGAUCACCAACAAUGGGGAGACCGCCUACCUGCCGCAGUUCAACGUAACCAGCACCUCCCGGUUGGCCUUCGCCCAGGUUCCCGGAAACUGCAAGGUCGCCGAGGCGGUCAUGGUGUGUGACCUCAACCGGGGACGACCUCUGGCCAAGGGAGACAGCGACUCCGUGACCAUCAGCUUCGAUGUGAGCCAGCUCAGCGGAGAGUCGUUGAUCAUCUACGCAGAGGUGUUCAGCACGGGCUACGAAUCGAAUCCCACGGACAACAGGCAGACCAAUGUGAUCGGGCUGCGCGAAUUCACAGAGAUCGAUGCCAGCGGGGGCCAGACAAACGGUCAGAUCGACUUGGAGCACUACAGCAACUCGGCCGAAAUAAUAAACAACUACGAGAUCAAGAGCAACGGGCCCAGCAUCAUCGAGCAGCUGACCGUGUCCUUCUACAUACCCAUUGCCUACAAGCUGCCUGGCUCCUCGGCGGUCGUCCCCAUCAUCAACAUGACCAGCCUGAAGAUGCAGGCCACCUACGACUCCCAGCUGCUGGCGGUCGACCUGUACGACCAGAACAACACGCUGCUGAUUGUGGAGCCCAUCGAGGUGGCCACCGAAGUCGUGGGAGGCCUCGAGCGGACCGUGGUGACCCAGAACGGAGGGGGCUACGACAUUCACACCAGCGGACACGUCCACCAGACCAUCCAGGUGCUCGACUCCGACGUGGUGGCCACCGCCUCCAUGACCCGGAGGCGUCGCGAUCUCAGGGCCCUGACCGCCAACCGGGAGCAGUACGCCCGCAUCUCGAAUGUGAAGGCCCAUGACCUGCUGAGCGAGGACUUUAAGGCCAAGCUGCCCGUGAACCGCACCAUCGUGUUCAACUGCCGCGACCCCGAGAUGACCCUCUGCGUCCGGGCCGAGAUGAGGGUGCACUUCAGGCCGGAGAAGUCCAUCAACCUGAACGUGCGCUACCAGGUGGACCUGAACGAGGUGAACGCCAUUCUGAUGGAUCCCUGGGAGUACUUCGUCAUCCUGACCGACCUCAAGAUGACCAAGCAGGGCGACCCCGCCUCCAGCUCCUUCGUGAUUAACCGGAGGAUCGAGCCGAACAUCAUUUCCAAGCAUCUGGAGGCCAACCUGCCCAUCUGGAUCAUAAUUGUGUCCGUGAUCGGCGGCCUGCUGCUGCUCUCUGCGAUCAGCUACGCCAUGUACAAGAUGGGCUUCUUCAAUCGCGCCAAGAAGGACGAGCUGGACAGGCUGGUGCAGCAGAAUCCAGUGGAACCGGAGGCCGAGAACCUCAACAGCGGCGCGAGCCCCUAAUUCGGUCCUCCGAACUUCCUCGCAGUGCACAUCACAUUCUGAAUGGAUGGACCAGUUACCAAAUCCUAACUUCACAACGGGAAGUCUUCCCACAAAGUGUGUUCUCUUGCAUUUAAGGAGCAGCGAAAACGAGAAGCGAUUAACGAAAACCUACCUUAUAGGAAUACUUGCAACUUGCAACCACGAAGCAUUCAAUGUUGUCCGUGGUUUGCCUUACUAGUGGCCCAUUCUAGUUAGCCACUAAUUUAUACGAAAGUCCCAUGUGUGCUACACCAGCCAUAUUGCCAUUUGUUGUAUAUAUUUAUUACAAAUUUUUAAUUAUUCAUAACUGUAGAGAAGUGGUAAAGGAAACUUUACACGGCGACGUAAAAGACUUUAUUAAUGUGUAAAUUGUAAAAAUUAAACUAGACUUUAUUAAGCCUGUUCUAGUAUUAUACUAGAGUGUUAAAACGAUGGAGUAUGAAUAAAAUAUUUAAAAUAAAAA
Drosophila ficusphila is the source of this 4303-nucleotide messenger RNA. RefSeq names its product integrin alpha-PS3. NCBI's taxonomy places the organism in Eukaryota, Metazoa, Arthropoda, Insecta, Diptera, Drosophilidae. Gene Ontology annotation, biological process: cell adhesion mediated by integrin; cell-matrix adhesion; integrin-mediated signaling pathway. The record is from RefSeq and is a predicted model, not a curated record. Bases 472 to 3819 code for a protein of 1115 amino acids. Gene Ontology annotation, molecular function: integrin binding. The transcript has 8 exons. Gene Ontology annotation, cellular component: integrin complex; external side of plasma membrane.